Klebsormidium nitens is the source of this 1657-nucleotide messenger RNA. Lineage: Eukaryota; Viridiplantae; Streptophyta; Klebsormidiophyceae; Klebsormidiales; Klebsormidiaceae. The record is from the annotation of a GenBank genome assembly.
GAGAUGUAGGAGCGUCAAGACGGCGCGCUCUGUCGUCCAGUUAUCGCGGCGACCGCUGUGAAGGGGAGUCGCUCUCCGAGAGAAGCGCAAGGCCAGCGUUCACAAACUUUUGAAAAUCUUCUUGCAAUUGGGCCGACAAGCCGCUGAUCAGAAGUCAUUCAAAGCUGGCAAACAUGCGAUACAGGAGCGGCUAUGAAGCGGGUAAAACCUAGCAGACGCUAACAAUCAGAAAUAAUGUAUGUUGGGUGAAGAAAACGAAAUCCCAAGAUGUCUUUGAUUGGUGAAGCGGUAUGGACAAAGGGCACGCUGCACUUGCCGGCUGGAAGAUGUAGCUGGGGAGAAGGAUCAAAGCGGCACUGGCCCGCUCUAGUCCCUAGAGGACCUAGUUUGCAGAUAACGUAUGCAGUUACAGUACCGCCUCCACCGCAACGCCUGCAAUACAGCUUGUGGGCAAAUCAAAUAAAGCAGGAUUGCCCAAGCGGACAGCUUGUGAACCGGGUGCGAGGAUCCAAGCAAAGACAGCUUUGCUUUCGCAGAUGUCAGCCAAUCAAGGCCAGUCAGGAUGAUUCAAUUCACGCCCCGCAGAAUGAAAUUACCAGGAAGGAUGACCCAGAUCAUUCUGCGCCGAUGGGGCUUUCCACCCGGGUUACCGCAGAUGUUAACCUUGGGUCAACAGCUACCAGCCAAGAGCACCACCACCACCGUGGUUUCGGAACCCGGUUACGCAGGCAUGUAAACAAGAGGGCGGCCAACAUUCUGCACACAUUCAGAAAAGAGGAGAAGAUGAAAGUGGAGUAUGCCAAUGAGGAGGAGGAGCUCGCGGCGCUGACUGAGCAGCGGUACAAGCUGGCGUCGGGGCUCAAGAGGACGCUGCUACGGAUAGGGGUCUGCUUUGUGGUUCUGGCCGUGAUCAAGAUCCUCAACUCGCUCCGGGAGGCCUUGUUAGUGACCCCGGUCGACUAUUUCAAGCUGGUCGGAGUGCUCAGUUCCCUGGACUACUGGGCCCUCGCGUUCCUGGUCUUUGACAUCCGGAACACCAUCAUGGAGAUUGAGAAGAAUGACGUGGAAGGGGACCCGACAGUGCGGGUGUUGGAGCAGGAAAACGUUGCGAUCGGCAUCUCGUUCGAGAAGUUCUUCAAGCGCAUGUUCAAGGUCCUUUCCGCGAUCGCCUUUGCUCAAUUACUGGGCGUCCUCAGCGUCACGGGUUUUCAGCUCGCCCCCGAUGUGGAUAACGGCUUACGUCAGCUUUGGGGUUUCGUGUCCCCGCACUUGUGACGUCAGAAUCAGGAGGGCUGUUUGAUGGUACAUGAGGCGAAGGAAUACCAUGCAUAUCUGCACCUGGGUGCAUCCUCCGCUUCUAUAGGCUUUGUACAGAAGACUACAGGACUGUAAGCAUGUGGCUCGAGCGUUGUAAAUAGAGUCAGAGUUGCCUACCCGUCUCUAGCUAGUCUGCAGUUGCACCGCAUGGCUCCCUGAAUAUGUACUCUGACCUUCGAGACUGCGUUUCUCAAGUGGCUCGACUGUGGGGGCCGAAAGUUGGGGCCCGACCGCGGCCCGACGCACUCUUAUGCUCGUAAGCUAGCUACUUCUGAUCAGUUUGAUCGGACGCAUUGACGGUAGCCUAUUAUCGUCUUCUGAAUUUGACUUUCAUUCAGAC